Molecule: messenger RNA, 3697 nt
Organism: Neopsephotus bourkii (Bourke's parrot)
Lineage: Eukaryota; Metazoa; Chordata; Aves; Psittaciformes; Psittacidae
Gene: NHERF2
Product: NHERF family PDZ scaffold protein 2
Exons: 7
Coding region: 85-1149 (354 amino acids)
Biological process (GO): protein localization to plasma membrane
Cellular component (GO): apical plasma membrane
Molecular function (GO): protein-membrane adaptor activity; signaling receptor binding
Source: RefSeq, a predicted model, not a curated record
CGCCCGCCCCGGGCCGCGCAUAAAAGCGGCCCCGCGGCCGCCCGCCCGUGCCCGCCCUCCCGCUGCCGCCGCCGCCGCCGGGCCAUGGCCAAGGACCAGCUGAAGCCGCGGCUGUGCCGCAUGCUGAAGGGGGAGAGCGGGUACGGCUUCCACCUGCACGGCGAGAAGGGCAAGAGCGGGCAGUUCAUCCGCAAAGUGGAGCCCGGUUCGCCCGCAGAGGCGGCGGGGCUGCGCGCCGGGGACCGCGUCGUCGAGGUGAACGGGCUCAACGUGGAGCAGGAGACGCACCACCAGGUUGUGCAGCGCAUCAAGGCCGUGGAGACGGAGACGCGCUUGCUGGUGGUGGACAAGGAGACGGACGAGUACCUGUGCAGCCUGCGGCUGACGUGCACGGAGGACAUGGUGCACAGCGGGAUCCUGCUCGGCUCCGCCGCGUCUCCCAACAAGUCAGCGGGCAGCGACAACGGGGAGGUGUGGAAGCCGCAGCUGGAGCUGAGCGGGGACAGCCUCCAGCACCACUCACACAGCUUCUCCUCGCACGGCAGCAGGAAGGAUUUAAACGGACAGAAGGAGCUGUGCCCACGUCUCUGCCACCUGAAGAAGGGUCCCAAUGGCUACGGCUUCAACCUGCACAGCGAGAAGUCCCGGCCGGGGCAGUUCAUCCGCUCGGUCGAUCCCGACUCACCGGCUUCCAGAUCCGGGCUGCGGCCCCAGGACCGCCUGGUGGAGGUGAAUGGCAUAAACGUGGAGGGGCUGCGGCACUCGGAGGUCGUGUCCCACAUCAAGUCCAGGGAGAACGAAGCCAGGCUCCUGGUGGUGGACCCCGAGACAGAUGAUUACUUCAAGAAGCUGGGGGUGACCCCCACGGAGGAACACACCAAAGGUGUGGUGCCUCAGCCCAUGACAAAUGGAUCUGCACAGACUCAGCUGAAUGGAGGAUCCACAUCUUCAUCUCACAGUGACCUUCAGAGUCCUGGGAAGGAAUCAGAGGAUGGGGACAUAGAGAAGAAAGACCCCUUUGAGGAGAGCGGCUUGUCCCUGAGCCCAACGGCUGCCGAGGCCAAGGAGAAGGUGAGGGCCAAGCGGGUGAAGAAGAGAGCCCCGCAGAUGGACUGGAACAAGAAGAGGGAGAUCUUCAGCAACUUCUGAGCCUUGCUGGUGGCCGCCGUCCACCUCAAUCCUGCCCCAGCCUGGACGUUCUGAGGUGCCUACGCCCUGUCCUUCAGUGUCCACGUGAGAUGCUUUGUGCUCUGCUCUUCACUGGUUGCUUUUACAAGGCGUAUUUUAAAGUCCCUUUAUUUUGUAUUUUUUAUUAUUAUUAUUGUUAUUAUUAUUAUUGUUGUUACUCACCAGCGAUUCUCAUAAGAAAUGUGACCAAAGCUCCUUUUCUUGCUUGCUCUGGCUGCCCGCCGUCCCCUGUUCCUAUGAGAAAGGACUGGAAGAGUUUAACUCUUUAUUACCUGCAUCAUUUAGGCUUCUAUUACCUUUUUCUAGUUGUAUUUGGGGUGUGUGUGUGGUCUGUGGGUAUCCCAGGCUGAGCCCCAUGGGAUGCUCCGUGCCCUCGUGUGAUGUUGUACGGCCUCAUACCCCCAUUGUGGUGGGGACCCCAGGCUGGGGUAUACCUGGCAGCCCUCCCCAGCGCCCCGUCCUCUGCUCACACGAUGGGAACACGGACAGUGGCUGUAAAUGGCUCUUGUUGGCUUUGCUCUGGAAAUGAAAAAGGUUGGUUUGUUGUUUUCUUGGGUUUUUUAAGUGAAGUCCCAUAUGUUUCUGGUUAGUUUAGGAACCUCCCUCCCCACCAGCGACAUCUGCCCGGGUGAGAAAAGCCCUUUUUCAUCCCUGACAGCUCUGCAGAGGGGAGGGCAGGAUUUAAACACAAACCCCAGACACCACAGGGCUCACCAUUCACAUCAUCAGUGCAGUGCUGAGCGCUGGGGGAAGGCAGGGAGCGGGGCCAGUUCUGCCCUAUGAUGUGAGGAGCAGUGCUGCCUGCCUGGCUCCAGCAGCACUGCAAGAGGACAAGAGCCACGAGAUGCUGCAGAACCUCUUUGGACUUGGAAAUGAGCACAACGCAGCAUCUGUUUCUAGGGAGGAACAUGGGGAUGGGGCUGUAGCUGUGGGCUUGGUGCUGGGUCCUGGUCCCAUCUGGUUUGUUACUUCUGGUAUUUGGGCUCCAGAUUUGGAGCUGGUGUUUGAUGCCUCCAUCCUAUAACCGCGUCUGUCUUGACAAUAGGAAGGUGUCCUCGGAAGCCUGAGGUCUCCGUGGGGCUGGAUAUGAAGCAGGCAGUGGUGUUAGGGAGUGGGCAGUUGCUUUAGCUGUCUAUGGCCUCCUUUGGAAACACCCUGCUCUUGGUAAUAGAACCUCAAAAACGUAUUGUUAAAGCAUUACAAAUUAAGCCCAUUUAAGCUCUUUAUUACUUGCCUUUGGCUGUAAGGGAGGGAGGAGGAGGAAGCUCGACUACAACCCUCUCUCACAGGUUGCAGAGGUGUUCUACCAGAGCAGUGGCCCAGUCGUGAUGGGGCUGCCCCGUAUCCCUCCUGUGCCCCAGCAGCUCCCCAGGCUCUGCUGCCCCAUAUUUCAUCUCAAAUUCCAUGGCAGCAGUGGGAAGGGACUGGGCACAGCAGGACAGUUGAGUACAAAACCACUUCCCCAAGCUAAAGGCAACUGGCAGCAAUCCCUUGGACAUGGAUGACUAUUGAAAAGCACAUGGCUGUGAUUUUGCCCUGCAUUACAAGCCCGUGGCCUUUGUAUUGAUUGGUGUCUUAUGGAUAUUGUAAUGGCUCUGGGUGCAUUGCCCACGUAUUGAGCUAAAAGGUGCCUUAGAACAUUCACAGCUCUCCUUGGCAGCGGGUCAGGCUCAGCACUGCAAUGGGUUGGGGCAGGGCAGGGCCACUUGGCUGUUUGCUGGCUGACAGGAGAGUGAGGAGAGCCUCAGGGGUAAAGGUGAUGAGUUCUUUUUUAUGGAAGUUAUCUUUUAUAGGAGCAUGGAUGGGUGAACAGGUUGGAAACAGUGACUUGGGAGAGGAAGCGGUGCAGGCGUUUGGCUAUGGGGUGAGCCUGGCAGCGGGAUGGUGGCUCAGGAUGCAGAGAGGUUUGCCUCCCCUCCAGGACUCUGCCAUUAAGAGACCUCUUUCCUCGUGUUCCAAGACAAUUCCCUGCUCUCUUUUUGCCCCCUUUCCCAAAUACCUCCUUCUGUAAGUCAGUAAUCUCUUGAAGGAGCCCUUUCCCAGGGUAUGCACGUUGCUUCCCAUGCCUGCACAGCCAAAGCCCCAGCAGUGCCCUGCUCUGCGCAGGGCAGAACGUUCCCCAUGCCACCAGCCUCCAUGUCUCACUCUGAUGCAUGUCAGAGAGCAAAGACCUGUCUGUAAAUAGCCCGUUUCCCACACCAGGCUGCACCGCUGUAGCUGAGGAGGGGGAUGAAAGAGAACGUGUAGUUUUGAAUGCAGAUCAAAGGAAAUCAGGUGUGCAAACGUGUACUGAUAAGAUUCUCAAAUCUUCAAUCUCUGCUUAUUCCAUGGAAACUGCUCCUGGUUAAAGCACUUAGCGUCUUCCUGACAUCUUGUAGCUCAGUAAUAAUCAUUCAGUUCCUGUACCUUUAACUUGGAAAAAAAAUCAAUAAAGUAUAAGGCUGUCAGCUGCAUUGCAAAACCAUAAUGUACACUGUAAUGUCAGUAAUAAACUUCGUUUUCCCAUGUA